This is a messenger RNA of Anoplopoma fimbria (sablefish), 2475 nucleotides long. RefSeq names its product platelet glycoprotein V. Bases 109 to 2115 code for a protein of 668 amino acids. The record is from RefSeq and is a predicted model, not a curated record. Gene Ontology annotation, cellular component: extracellular matrix. Lineage: Eukaryota; Metazoa; Chordata; Actinopteri; Perciformes; Anoplopomatidae. Gene Ontology annotation, molecular function: protein binding. The transcript is spliced from 2 exons.
AGCGGAGAGCAGGGUUACUUGAUAGACAGGGCACUCAUCUCUUUAAGAAAGCCCUUAAGAGAAGAGCAGCACAGAUAACAGCAACUUGAUCAUAAUAUCAAACAGACCAUGAUGGAUUCUAACUUCAGAGGCACCUUGUGGAUGACCCUCGUCCUCUUCACACUGCCACACCUCACCUGCAACCUGCUCUGCCCUGACAGCUGCAUGUGUGAUUUUAGAGGUAAUGUCAAGUGUUCCGGCAACAGCAUCAGUGAUAUACCAAAGCAUCUGCCCGUCAACACAAACUUCCUGCAGCUUGUUCACACAAACAUGGCAGUCAUAAAUGAGCAGAGCUUGGCAAACCAUGAGCUCCUGUUGCGUUUCAGACUGACUAACAGCGGUCUACACACUAUCCAUCCCAGAGCCUUCAACGGUGCUCCACAGCUCAAGACUGUCAUGCUGUCGUUCAAUGCUCUCUCUACCCUCCCGGCUCGGGUCUUCAGUCCACUGACCACUCUGGAGCAGCUGUUUUUAGAUGGGAACCAGUUGGAGACCAUAGCUACGGAUAUGUUUAAAGGACAUGUCGGGUUGCUGGAACUGGUCCUGACCCGUAACAGACUUAGCAGUCCUGCUGCAGAUGUUUUUGAUGGACUGAUCAACCUCACCUUACUAAACCUGGGCAGGAACUCCAUUAAGAAGUUGCCACCAACCAUCUUUAAUGCCUUGACUAAUCUCCAAGAGCUCAAUAUCUAUUACAAUGAGAUAGAGGUUCUAGAAGCUGGAAUUUUUGAUGAACUUGUCAACCUUAGGGUGCUAAAAAUCCACCAGAACCAGAUAACCAGCCUCCCACCUCAGGUGUUCUGGCCUCUGAGGAACCUGGAAAUCCUGACCCUGUCCUCCAACCGACUUCAGGCGAUCCCGGAAAACAGCUUCUACAACAUGCCAAAGAUGAUCCAGCUUACCAUUUACAAUAAUCCGCUAUUAUCUCUACCAGACCAGCUUAUGGGUCCCAUGCCUCACAUGACAGACUUUUAUCUGUAUGGCACCAACCUCACCACUGUUCCGGGAAAUUUGUUCAGCAACAUGUCCGGACUCCAGAGCCUUAACUUCCAUUUGAAUGACAAGCUGAGAGAGUUGCCCUCAGACCUCUUCUGCUGCGUUCCCAAGCUUCAGAAGCUCUCGUUGAAAUCCAACGACCUCCAUUAUCUACAUCCUCAGCUGUUGUCCGGACUCACCACACUGAACAAGCUAUUUCUUAAUGGCAAUAAGCUGCAGAGCCUGCCUGAUAAUAUUUUUCAGGGCCUUGAACAGGUUUUUUCAGUUGAUUUGAUGAAUAAUGACCUCAAGACACUUCCAGGAGAUAUUUUCUUGUCAAACAGAGUUUUAGAGGGUCUUACUCUGAGUGGCAACCCCUGGGACUGUGUUUGUAGUAUCAGAGGUAUUGCCAAAUGGAUAAAACAUAAUGAGCAUGUGGUUCUUGACAGUAAUGAUGUGAAAUGUCAGAGUCCGGCGUAUCACCUGCUCCGUACCGUUGGCUCCCUGCGUGAUGAGGACUUCAACUUUUGCGAUGGUACAAGAUUCAGGUCGCAAUAUUUUUCUACACAUGAGCCAACGAAACCAUUCCACACUUUUUCAACCAGUGGACAAACGUCAGCUGUAGCUUCAACAACCACAUCGCCAACAACAACAUCAACCACACCGCCCACAACAACAUCAACCACCAUUCAACUAGCUACCGAACAAGUCACCAUCCCAACAAACACUCCAACUACAAAACCAUCUGCCUCACAUACAACAACCCCACCAACAAGUCUCCAGACUCCCACCACCACUCAGCCUAACGAGGAGUCCCUUCUCAUCACCGAGACUCCCUUGUUUUAUUACAACUCACGUGCUUUCUAUGACACAUUGGUGGUUGAACAGGGGCCCGAAUUUGUUCACCACAAUGUCCACAAGGGCUCUGUGUACGUGUGGUUUCUGCCCUCGGAUGCAGCCUUGACCGGGCUCCUCAUGUUCAAUCACAUCCAUCUUGUGGCCACUGGCUUUUCCCUCAUUCUUGCUUCCAUUUAUUGUUUGAAUCGUCUCAACAAGAGCAUGGAUGAGCUGAAGGCUGGGUGUGAACAUCCUCCAGUGUAACAAAAUAUGUAAUCUGGCCUGGUGUAAAAUAGACUUUUCCAAAGGCUGCAUUUUAUAAAAGAUCCCUCUUAGGUGUAGGUUUUCUAGAUGUUAGGUUAAGUUGUAUCUUCAAGUGUUACUUUAAGACAGUCGGAACGGAUUGGAGUUUGUUCAUCAUUUUAACAUUAAUCAUAUAGAGCUUGUCAAAGGUGAGGAUGUGCUGUUUUUCUUUGAAACAAAAGUAAAUCAAAUAGCUUUGUGUUUGGUCAAAGGUGAUUUGUUUCCCUCUAGCGGUGAAGGCUUCAAACUGCACGAAGAGGCAUCACAACUCAAAUACAAUGUUUUGAUGUACUUGUGAGUAAUCAGGCUGAAUAAAAUGCA